CUGAAUGGAUGACGGUGUUCAGAAAAUAGGGGGCAGUCGUGACGGUUAUCUUGUAGAAAGGAACAAAUGUGCUCUAUGAAUUCCUGGAGGCCCGCAUGAGAUCUGCAAAGGGAGGACGCCAACACACUGCAGCCAAGGUCGGAGGAAACUGCAACAUCUAGAGCAAGAGCGGCUCCGGGCGUGCGCGGUGAAGAAGUGCGCAGCUACACAGGCGGAGCCAAUCACCCGGCGGCUCAGUCGGUCGUGCAGUCGUGACGUCAGCGGUUGCUAUGGAGAUUCACGCUGGGAAGACCACUGGCUCACGCCAGGGGCCGCCGGGUCAGAACAUGGCUUUGAAGCGGACUCCGCUACCAACAUGAGCGGCCGCAGUAGAGGUCGAAAGUCCUCCCGCGCCAAAAGCCGGGGCAAAGGCCGCGCCAAAGCCCGAGUCCGCGCUGCUCCCGGCGGGGCCGCACGCGACCCGGAUGCUGCACGGUUGCAGAGCCCCGGGGAGGACACUCAGGUGGCACAGGGGCAGGCCAGCGCGGGCGGGGGAGGCCCGAAGCCUGCUGCUCCCGCGCCGCCCCCGCCGCCGAGGCUCCCGGACCAGGACGCCUCCCGGCUGCCCCUGGACUGCGGCCUCGCGCUCAGGGCUCGGGCUGCGGGGGGCUGUGCGGUGGCUGACGCCAGGCCCGGCCCAGGAAGGGCCACGUCCUUCGCAGAGCGCCUGGCCGCAGACACAAUCUUCGUGGGGACUGUGGGGCCUGCGGCGAGGCUGAAAACUGGUCCCCGCGCUGGAACCCGGCGUGGCCCUUCUGCAAAGAAGGUGCCAGAAAAAAGCUGUGGCUCAGCCGGUGGGAAGCCGAAGAAAGCGGCGGCUGGGGAGUGUAGCCCUGUCUCAGAUGAGGAGGAAAGGACAGUGGUGGAGAUGCAUUCUCGGGCGGGGCCGCUAGCGACAGAAGGCGACAUGGACACGCUGGAGACUGUCCAGCUGAAGCUGGAGACCAUGAACGCGCAGGCGGACCGGGCCUACCUCAGGCUCUCGCGCAAAUUCGGGCAGCUUCGACUGCACCACUUGGAGCGCCGGAAUGUCCUCAUCAAGAACAUCCCGGGCUUCUGGGGGCAAGCUUUCCAAAACCACCCCCAGCUCUCUUCCUUUCUCAACAGCCAAGACAAAGAGGUGCUAAGCUACUUGAACAGCUUGGAAGUGGAGGAGCUUGGCCUCGCUAGAUUGGGCUACAAAAUCAAGUUCUACUUUGGCCGUAACCCCUAUUUCCAAAAUAAGGUGCUCAUCAAGGAAUACGGGUGUGGUCCUUCUGGUCAGGUGAUUUCUCGUUCUACCCCAAUCCAGUGGCUCCCAGGACACGAUCUGCACUCCAUGAGUGAGGGAAACCUAGAAAAGAACCGUAGCUUCUUUGGGUGGUUUGUAAACCACAGUUCUAUUGAGUCUGACAAGAUUGUUGAGAUAAUCAAUGAGGAACUGUGGCCCAAUCCCCUGCAAUACUACCUUAUGAGUGAAGGAGCCCGUGGAGAGAAAGCAAAGGAGGGCAGGCCAGGUCCAGCAAAGCAGCCAGUGGAGAGCCCCGCACCUGGGGUAAAACCAUCCAGCUGAUCGUGUGCAAGUCUCCCUGCUGCCUCCUGAGGGACCUGUUCCUGGCUGUCCACAUGUGUGCUUGGAACACAUGUUCUGUGUUCUCUUCAUCUUGGCUCCUAUGUGCUGUGGUCCAUUUGGACUUUAGCCAGAAUAUGGCACUUAUGAUCAUGUUCUUUUGCCUCUCUGUGACCUUCUUUUAUUUAUUUUUUCUUACAAUAGUGUCACAAGUGGUCUCAUCCUGCUGUUUGUGUGUUGGGCACUUAUACUUCAGAUGUGUACUGCCUUUCUGUAUGUUGCCUGGACCCUGUUUUUGACUCUGACUUUUCCCACUUGUCUUUAACAUAAACAUUCUCAAGUCAUUCUUCAGGAGGACCAGAGCAUCCUCAAACUGUGCUACUUCAUGGCCAGUGACUUGCCAGGCUUCAAGUUCAUGCUGGCCAUGUGCUCUAUCAAUGGAAAGCUUUAUUGUUACCACUGCAAAAUUAAGCCAGUGCAUGUGAUUAGCCAGAGUUUAUUGUUACGUGGGUCAAGAGCACCAGCUAAGGUGCUACCUACCGUAUCUUCAGCUUUGGCCAGCAGAAUGGCGUUUGACUGCUGGGCAUCGGUGGGCAGUGUGCCAUGUAUUCUCUACUAUCAUGUGUGUCUUCUUGCCUCUGGGCGUGUCUACUGAACCUUCCAUGUCUGGCUAUGCCUGGAGGCUGUCAGAUCUCUAAAUUUUGUCUAGGUUGCUGUCGGCCCUCAUUGGCUUCCUGGUCAACAAGAACCUCAGGGGCUGCCUAUGGACUCAGGCACCCUGCCAGUGCAUGCCCUCCCCAGACUUCAAGAACCCUUCUGGCUGAGACUGAUGGGUGGGCUGGUAUGUAUGGGCACAGGUUCACUGUCUUGGUGCUGUGGUUUUAGGUGAGGGUGGGCCUGGGUCUCAUCCUUGUCAGCGAAGUACCUUUGUCAACUACCCUUACUUCCUUUACGAUAUGACCAGGGUACCCUAGGGGAGGUACAGUGGAGGAGGUGUUUCUCAUCUGUGAACUGCUGUCUGCUUGACUUUAUUUCACAUCUCCACAGUACUUCCUUGACUUCCAUACCUCUCUCACAUGCUACCUUCCAUUUUCCCUGUUUUCUCCUCUUCCUACCACCCUCCUUUCCCCCUUUCCUUUCUUCCUUUUUUAUUUUUUGAAUUUUUUAAAUAGUAUCACAGCUCAGGCAGAAAAGACACAAAGCAGGCUUUUGUACAUGUAGAGCCCAUACAGCUGGGGACCUCUAUGCACACUCUCAUACUAGGCUGAAAUAGUCAAGGAAACCAAAAGGCCAAGUGAGUUUCUGAUCAGACUCUGGUCCUCACAACUGGGUCCUACGCUAGAGUUCAGAAGCUGAAAACCCAAGGCAACCAUGUUGUAGACUAGUGUCUAUUCUUUUUUUUUUUUUUUUUGUAGCACCUAUGGGUUAAACCCAAGGUCUAGGCACUUUUAUAUCCUCAGCCCUUAAAAAAAAAGUUUGUGUGUGUGUGAGAGAGAGAGAGAGAGAGAGAGAGACAGAGACAGAGA
Messenger RNA from Chinchilla lanigera (long-tailed chinchilla), 3114 nucleotides. It is a transcript of the gene Tspyl5, whose product is annotated as TSPY-like 5. Gene Ontology annotation, molecular function: chromatin binding; histone binding. The transcript has a single exon. Gene Ontology annotation, cellular component: chromatin; nucleus. Lineage: Eukaryota; Metazoa; Chordata; Mammalia; Rodentia; Chinchillidae. Bases 356 to 1591 code for a protein of 411 amino acids. Gene Ontology annotation, biological process: nucleosome assembly. The record is from RefSeq and is a predicted model, not a curated record.